AUGAGUGGAUCCGGUAAAGGACUUCUAGGGGUGUGGCUGUACAGACGUGGGGAACACUGGGCCAUCAAGGAAGGCAGUCCCAUUCAUAAAUCGAGCGACAUCCCAAUGGUCGAGCGGAGACCGAACAACGAUACCAAAAGUUCCGUCGUUUUUUCGUUAAAAAAUCAAGUCGGUGGCUUGGCGCGAGCCCUUCAAGUCUUUCAGGAUCUGGGUGUAAAUGUUAUUCACAUCGAGUCCCGGAAAUCGUUACGUCGCGGCUCGGAAUUUGAAAUUCUUGUCGAUGUUGAGUGCGAUUCAAUAAGGAUGGAACAGUUAACGAGAAUGUUAAGUCGCGAAGUAGCUGCCAUUAAUUUGGCCCAGUAUGAAGAGAUGGGAAGUAUUCCGCAUGCACCAUCGCUAUCCGCCGCUCAAAGUUUCGAUUUCAGUGAGGUAGAUAUGCCUUGGUUCCCACGGAAAAUAUCGGAUCUAGAUCAGGCUCAGAAGGUGCUCAUGUACGGAUCUGAAUUAGACGCAGACCAUCCCGGCUUCAAAGAUCCGGUAUAUCGCAAACGUCGCGAACAAUUCGCCGAUAUUGCGAACAAUUAUAGAUAUGGCCAACCGAUUCCUCGCAUUGAAUACACGCCAGAGGAAAUCAAAACAUGGGGUACAGUUUUCCGUGAAUUGCACCAGCUUUAUCAGAAACACGCUUGCAAAGAAUAUCUGGAAAAUUGGCCAAAGCUGGAGAAAUAUUGUGGUUAUAGACAGGAUAACAUACCACAAUUACAAGAUGUUAACGCUUUUCUGAAACGAACAACCGGAUUCCAACUUCGACCUGUGGCUGGCUAUCUCUCCCCAAGGGACUUUUUAGCGGGACUUGCUUUCCGUGUAUUCCAUUGCACGCAAUACAUUCGACACUCGUCUGAUCCGUUUUACACACCCGAGCCGGACUGCUGUCACGAACUGUUAGGACACAUGCCGCUCUUGGCGAAUCCAAGUUUCGCUCAAUUUUCCCAAGAACUUGGACUCGCUUCCUUAGGUGCUUCGGACGAGGACAUCAAUAAAUUGGCAACACUGUACUUCUUCACUGUGGAGUUCGGUCUGUGCAAACAGGACGGCGUGCUUCGUGUUUACGGGGCUGGAUUGUUGUCGUCCGUUGCGGAACUGAAACACGCGAUCUCCGCCCCCGAGAAAACGUUUCGUUUCGAACCGGACAUCACCUGCAGACAGGAGUGUAUCAUCACCGCGUUCCAGAACGCGUAUUAUUACACGGACAGCUUCGAGGAGGCAAAAGAGAAAAUGCGGUCGUUUGCAGGCCAAAUAAAACGCCCAUUCGGAUUACGUUAUAAUCCCUAUACACAGUCUGUGGAAGUCCUUACGGAUGCUCAAAAGAUCACCGCAGUGGUCAGUGAACUCAGGGGCGAUCUUUGUAUCGUUUCGAACGCUUUGAGGAAAAUACACGAGCAGGAUAAUACGGUGGACGUUGAAAGAAUAACCAGCCUCUUAACUCGCGGUAUUGAUUUACCUCAAGACACUUCAUCCUCCGACAGCGAUAUCGAUAAAAGUCCUAACAUUGAGACGCCACAAAAAACCGUGCAGGAUCAAAACCCGGAAUAUGUGCCCAAUGGUAACACAAUCGCGACGCAAGAUUAA
Dufourea novaeangliae is the source of this 1629-nucleotide messenger RNA. It is a transcript of the gene Trhn, whose product is annotated as tryptophan 5-hydroxylase 1. The coding region runs from base 1 to 1629 and encodes 542 amino acids. NCBI's taxonomy places the organism in Eukaryota, Metazoa, Arthropoda, Insecta, Hymenoptera, Halictidae. Gene Ontology annotation, cellular component: neuron projection. Gene Ontology annotation, molecular function: tryptophan 5-monooxygenase activity; iron ion binding. Gene Ontology annotation, biological process: serotonin biosynthetic process; aromatic amino acid metabolic process. The record is from RefSeq and is a predicted model, not a curated record. The transcript has 12 exons.